AUGUCUUUGAAUCAAAUGCAAAUCAAGCAGGAAAUCACCCUCCCACCUGGCCUGAAUAAAACAAUCUCAAAGCAAAACCAAGAGCCUGUGCCGUACACUGAGCCGGUCCCAUGUCCACAGCAGCAACCUGAAGUCCAAGUCCCAACACCUUGCCCAGAACCAGUCCCAGUAGUGGUGGUACCAGAAAAAACGAUGCCAUUGCCAACACCGGUGGUUGAACCAGGCAAGGGAGAAAUACCCAAGUGUCCACCCCAGGAGCAGCAGCAGCAACAGCAAAGCAAGCUACCACCAACUUUCCCACCUGUAUCACACCCUGAGCCUGUUCCGUACCCUGAAGAGAAAUCAGCAUGUAUAGAGCUGCCUGUGCCAAUCCCUGUUCCAUGCCCUGAACCAACUCCAUCUGUGGUGGAGAAGCAGGAGUGCAAGGAGAUCCCUGUGCAUGUUCCCGGUAUCUGCUCGGAGGCUGCACCAUGUCCCCAGGAGAAGCAGCAAUGCAAGGAGAUCCCCGUGCCAAUCCCUGUUCCAUGCCCUGAACCUGCACCAUGUCCCCAGGAGAAGCAGGAGUGCAAGGAGAUCCCUGUGCCCACCCCAUGCCCUCCAGAGAAGCAGGAGUGCAAGGAGACCCCUGCGCCAAUCCCUGUUCCAUGCCCUGAACCCACACCAUGUGCCCAAGAAAAGCAGCAGUGCAAGGAGACCCCUGUGCCAAUCCCUGUUCCAUGUCCUGAACCUGCACCGUGUCCCCAGGAGAAGCAGGAGUGCAAGGAGAUCCCUGCGCCAAUCCCUGUUCCAUGCCCUGAACCUGCGCCGUGUCCCCAGGAGAUGCAGGAGUGCAAGGAGAUCCCGGUGCCUGACCCUGAGCCAGGGAAGUGCUCCCUUCCAGAGAAAUGUCCUCCCAUUGAGCAGCAGCAGGUGAAGCAGCCCAACCAGUGGCCACCUGUGCAGAAGUAA
Messenger RNA from Charadrius vociferus (killdeer), 948 nucleotides. It is a transcript of the gene TPRX1, whose product is annotated as tetra-peptide repeat homeobox 1. The coding region runs from base 1 to 948 and encodes 315 amino acids. The transcript has 2 exons. The record is from RefSeq and is a predicted model, not a curated record. Lineage: Eukaryota; Metazoa; Chordata; Aves; Charadriiformes; Charadriidae.